AUGGGUUCAGACUUCUCAGACUUCAAAGACAGACCCAUAGAUUCUCCUGCAGCAUGCAGGGUGGGGAAACUGCAAUGAGAUUGUCCACUUAAAAAAAGAAAAAAAUUAUCAACAUGGAAACAAGUGCUGCUGAGACUUCUGGGUCUACAAAGAGAGUACCCAUUUAAAUGCCAGAAAUGUGGGGAAAGCUCAGACCUUAUUAACCACCAAAGAACUCACAGCGAAGAGGAACCUUUUAAGUGUCAGCAGUGUGGUAAGAGGUGAUGGAGUUCAGAUCUUAAUAAGCACCUAACCACACACCAAAGUAUAACAACAGCUAAGUGUUCAUGGCAUGGGAAAAGCUUCAGUCAGAAUACAAAUCCUCACACACAGCACAGGACUCAGGAGAGAGAGGGCUUUUCCCUGUUAAGAGUUCAGGAAAACAGCCAGAAUUCCCACCUUGUUGAAUGUCAGAGAGCACACACAGGUGAGCAGCCUUAGACAUGAAAUAUGUGCAAAAGAAGCUUUAGCCGACGGCCACGCCCUCUCAGACGCCAGAAAUACAACCAAGAAAGAGAAACGUGUUGGUAUCCUCUGAAGAGAUUCACCCAAUAA
Messenger RNA from Mus caroli (Ryukyu mouse), 594 nucleotides. It is a transcript of the gene Znf75a, whose product is annotated as zinc finger protein 75A. NCBI's taxonomy places the organism in Eukaryota, Metazoa, Chordata, Mammalia, Rodentia, Muridae. Gene Ontology annotation, molecular function: RNA polymerase II cis-regulatory region sequence-specific DNA binding; DNA-binding transcription factor activity, RNA polymerase II-specific. The record is from RefSeq and is a predicted model, not a curated record. Gene Ontology annotation, biological process: regulation of transcription by RNA polymerase II.